AUGGUGUCAAAAGACUCGGCGAGCUUUCUCGAUUAUAUAGAUUUAAAUGAAAAAUCAUUAUUAAUUUCAUUUGUCUCGAUUACAUUUAACCCCAUUUUCUGGAAUCAUGUUGCAAGGAGAGAAUAUAAAACAAAAUUUAUCACCCGUCUCGCAGGUGGUAAUGCUUUCCUUGGAUGUUAUGCAUUAGCAGUUACUAUUUUCUCGUUGGGUAUAUUUCGUGAUUACCUAUACAAAACGGCAAUCGAGAAUCAACCCCAAUAUCCAGGUCUACAACAUGACUACGUUAAAGCAGUGGCGAUAGGAUUGUUUUUGGCAGGGAAUAUAUUUGUGCUGUCUUCUAUGUAUGCGUUGGGUGUUACGGGAACAUAUCUUGGUAAAGAGAUCGAACAAUGGUUUGCUAGUCCAGCAGGACUUGUUCUGACUGCCUGGGCCUUUUUCUGCUAUAUUGUCGCGCUACGAUUUGAAGGACCGUUUACUACUAUGAUUUAUGAACGUCGUGAUGCCGCGGAAAAGGCAAAAGAUAAUUAA
Molecule: messenger RNA, 528 nt
Organism: Ambispora gerdemannii
Lineage: Eukaryota; Fungi; Glomeromycota; Glomeromycetes; Archaeosporales; Ambisporaceae
Source: the annotation of a GenBank genome assembly